Molecule: messenger RNA, 312 nt
Organism: Acanthocheilonema viteae
Lineage: Eukaryota; Metazoa; Nematoda; Chromadorea; Rhabditida; Onchocercidae
Source: the annotation of a GenBank genome assembly
AUGUCGGACGGUCUUGUGCAACGACGUAAAACAGCUUCGGCAUCUAUCAAAAAUGAUGAGAAUGCAAAAGACAUUGAUAAUAUUGAUAGUGAUGAUUCUAAAGGAGAGUAUUACGAUGACAAAGCUACAAGACUGACGUUAAUGGAACAAAUCUUAUUGCUUGGGUUGAAGGAUAGAGAAGGUUAUACAUCAUUUUGGAAUGACUGUAUUAGUAGCGGUCUUCGUGGAUGCAUUCUCACUGAAUUGGCACUGAGAAACCGGAUUGAAUUAGAAAAAUCUGGAAUGCGAAAGAAGAGUUUGAUGAGCAGAAAG